Messenger RNA from Salvelinus sp. IW2-2015, 1109 nucleotides. The record is from RefSeq and is a predicted model, not a curated record. NCBI's taxonomy places the organism in Eukaryota, Metazoa, Chordata, Actinopteri, Salmoniformes, Salmonidae.
CGCCUCCAAGCGGUCAGGUAGGCUGUUUGGAGUGUUUAUCCGACUGGAUAAAAAUAAUAAUAUGUCCCCCCACUCAGGUCUUCAUAAUGUUGGUCCAGUAUUGUAAAAUGAGCCAGUUAGUAGCCUAUCAGCAACAUUGUUUAAGUAAUGUAGGCUAGUACUUUCUGCUGCUGUCUUGCCAUAGUAUAGUUGAUUUGGGGCGUCGUGACGACUCAGCACUAUUUGUCUCUACUACGGCAGAGGCAGAGUGUUCAGAUGGAGUGAUGGAUCUGGUACUUGUAAUUGAUGGCUCUAAGAGCCUGGGACUGGCCAACUUUGACCUUGCCAAGCAGUUUGUGAACAGCAUCGUGGACUCUCUGGACGUGUCCGGCACGGGCACCCGCGUGGGGCUGCUGCAGUACUCCACUAAGGUCCGCACAGAGUUCCCCCUGGGUCAGUAUACCUCAGGCUGGGACAUCAACAGGGCCGUGUCGCGGAUGCAGUACAUGGGCAGAGGAUCCAUGACGGGCGCUGCCCUGCAUCACAUGUUUGAGUACAGCUUCUCUGCCAAGGAGGGGGCCAGGCCCGACAUGCCACGGGUCAGCAUCGUGUUCACCGACGGACGAUCCCAGGAUGAUGUGUCGAAAUGGGCCACUAAGGCAAAGGAUACUGGUAUCACGAUAUAUGCACUUGGUGUUGGUAAAGCCACCGAAGAGGAGCUCAGGGAAAUUGCUUCCGAGACAGAUGAUAAGCAUUUGUACUAUGCUGAAGAGUUUAGCAACAUGGCAGAAACUACAGACAAAUUCAAGUCACGGAUAUGUAAAGGUACCCAAUUAAUAAAACACACUCUAAAAUAACUUUCUUAUUAAAGAUCCAUCACAGCUACACAUUAUUAAUUAUUCCUUAUUACACUUUCCUGCACAGUGCACAAAUCCUCUCAUCUUGAAUAAAUUAUGAAUUCUAUAAAUACAAAUACUGAAUCAAAAAUGCCCCAAAACCCAUCUAAAGUCUUAGAACUAAUCAGAUUGUUUAUGAAGGUAAUGCUUAUAGACUUCCAUAUCAUGUUUUAUACUUAAGAAAUAAGGCCUGGGGGGGUGUGGUAUAUGGCCAAUAUAUCACGGCUAAGGGCG